Molecule: messenger RNA, 1224 nt
Organism: Hyaena hyaena (striped hyena)
Lineage: Eukaryota; Metazoa; Chordata; Mammalia; Carnivora; Hyaenidae
Gene: BOLL
Product: boule homolog, RNA binding protein
Exons: 11
Coding region: 34-921 (295 amino acids)
Molecular function (GO): RNA binding; protein binding
Source: RefSeq, a predicted model, not a curated record
CUUUCCCCCGGGUUCUGAAGAGCGUAGAGGAAGAUGGAGACCGAGUCCGGGGCGCAAACAUCAAAUCAGACGCAAACAGAUUCGUUAUCUCCAUCCCCUAAUCCUGUGUCACCUGUGCCUUUGAAUAACCCAACAAGUGCCCCAAGAUAUGGAACAGUGAUCCCUAAUCGCAUCUUUGUAGGAGGAAUUGACUUUAAGACAAAUGAAAAUGAUUUGAGAAAAUUUUUUUCCCAGUAUGGGUCUGUAAAAGAAGUGAAGAUUGUAAAUGACAGAGCUGGAGUGUCCAAAGGGUAUGGUUUCGUCACUUUUGAAACACAAGAAGAUGCACAAAAAAUUUUACAAGAGGCUGAAAAACUUAAUUAUAAAGAUAAGAAACUGAACAUUGGUCCAGCAAUAAGAAAACAACAAGUAGGAAUUCCUCGUUCCAGUAUAAUGCCAGCAGCUGGAACAAUGUAUCUAACAACUUCAACUGGAUAUCCUUAUACUUAUCAUAAUGGUGUUGCUUAUUUUCAUACUCCAGAGGUAACUUCUGUCCCACCACCUUGGCCUUCACGUUCUAUCUCUAGUUCCCCUGUGAUGGUAGCUCAGCCAGUUUAUCAGCAACCUGCAUAUCACUACCAGGCCCCUGCACAGUGUCUACCAGGACAGUGGCAGUGGGGCGUUCCUCAGUCUCCUGCAUCUUCUGCUCCAUUCUUAUACCUGCAACCUUCUGAGGUUAUCUAUCAACCAGUGGAAAUCGCACAAGAUGGUGCAUGUGUACCUCCUCCACUGUCUCUGAUGGAAGCUUCAGUUCCAGAGCCUUAUUCUGAUCAUGGAGUUCAAGCAACAUAUCACCAGGUCUAUGCUCCAAGUGCCAUUGCUAUGCCUACACCUGUGAUGCAGCCCGAACCAAUUAAAACAGUGUGGAGCAUUCAUUAUUAAGACAACUGGGCAGCUCUAGUCCAUCUCAACUGAUUUCUUGUCCAAUGAUCCUUGUGUGGCCGAGAUCCAGCUUCAAUGAACCGGCUAGAAGCUGCCCGUUGUGACACUUAGGGUUAGUUAAUACCUCGCCAUACUUAUUUAUUCCAUUAUAAGCUGUCUAAAUUCGAUGAAAUUUACUUUUUCAGCUGUUCUACAAAACUAUUUAGGUAGUUGUGGCAUGUUGGUUUGUUUAUGUGUUAAUCUAACUGUAGUGACAUUUUCUACAUGUUUUAUCCAUUCCAUAAAUAAUAACCACAUUGGGAA